This is a messenger RNA of Oxyura jamaicensis (ruddy duck), 743 nucleotides long. RefSeq names its product proline-rich protein 2-like. The annotation marks the transcript as partial. The record is from RefSeq and is a predicted model, not a curated record. The transcript has 2 exons. Lineage: Eukaryota; Metazoa; Chordata; Aves; Anseriformes; Anatidae.
GGGGGGGGACAUGGGGAGGAGACAUCACCCGUGCCGUGGCUCACCCCCCCUCCCUCUCCUCUCCUUCCGCAGCACCUCGCCGGAGCCCCCUCGCCGGGAUGAACGGGACGGCCAACCUCACCCCGGCUGGCCGCGGCCACUACGGCUCCGCCAUCCCGGUGCCGCGUGCCGUGCCCCCCAGCAAGCAGCCCGCUGCGGCCCCCCCGGCCCGCCAGAGCACCCCGGGGCCUCCUGCCUCCCACCAGGCCUCGUCCCCUCGCCUGGCCUCCGGUCCCAAAAGCCUCAAGCCCAAGCCCAGAGCCACCACCGGCCAUGAGCCGGCCGGGGACCCCAGCCCCAGCGUCCCCCCCCGUGGGGGGCAGAGACUCCCGGUGCCCCCCGGGAAGUGGCCGGAGGUGGGCAAGGGGGUGGCGGGCGGCCGAGGGGCUGGCGUGGAGAGCGGCCUGCGGGGACCCGGGGGUCGCCGUCCCUUGAGCUGCUCCGUGAGGGGGCCGGGGGCGACCCCUGAGAUGGCGGCGGAGGAUGCCCCCCCCGUCGGCUCGCAGAGCAGGGUGCCUGUCUUCGGGUCGGGGGCCAUCAGUUUCUCCUCGGCCUCCCCGCACAGCCGGCCCGUGACGGCCACCGUGGCACCCUUCCAGUACCGGCUGCAGGAGGACGGGGAGGAGCGGGCCACGUCCCCGUGUGACACCAGUCCUGCCAAGGGGCCCGACCCCAAGCCCGGAGCCUUGAGUGAGUCUUUGGGG